Messenger RNA from Photinus pyralis (common eastern firefly), 2393 nucleotides. RefSeq lists its product as uncharacterized. Bases 246 to 2354 code for a protein of 702 amino acids. The transcript has 2 exons. The record is from RefSeq and is a predicted model, not a curated record. NCBI's taxonomy places the organism in Eukaryota, Metazoa, Arthropoda, Insecta, Coleoptera, Lampyridae.
UACACAGUCCUUCAUAUACUUUGGUCUGUGGUCUGUGGUUCUGUGGUCUGUGGUUAAAUAUACGCGCAGAUCGCAGAAUCACGUCAUCACGUGUGUUUUGUUUACUUACGUAUGCCAUCGCCCAUCUUGCGACUUGCUUUUAUGCUUUGUGUGUAAAUUGUGGACAUUGUGAAAUCUUGGUUUUGUUUGUUAACGCUGUCCACAAUUUCUCUAUAAACGUGCAUAUUUAACGCAGUUACAAGAAAAUGGACCAUAAAGACAAAGAAAGUGAGGAUGAGGAUGUAACUCCCCCAAAGAAAAAGAAAUAUACAAAAAGAGUGCAAAAAUAUCGCUCGAUGUGGGAAAAAACGUUGAAAUGGCUAACUCCAGAGGAGGAUAAUACAAAAGCUUUUUGUAAAGUGUGCAAUGUAUCGCUUAAAGCAGAGUUGCAUGUUUUAAAACUACAUGAUGCUUGCCAACGUCACAAACAAAAUUUGAGUGCUAAGAAAGCACAACCGUUCAUCGAAAAGUUCACAUUGCCUAUCCCUACGAUCAUAAGAAACGACGUCAAAGUUGCAGAAAUCAAACUGGCUGGAUUUUUCGCGGAGCAUAAUGUACCUUUUACAUUGGUUGAUCACCUUGUACCCCUACUCAAAGAAAUUGCACCAGAUUCGAGAACUCUAUCUGACAUGCAACUUGGAAGAACGAAGUUGACAGCCCUAGUGAAAAACGUAAUCGGUUUGGAGCAUAAAAAUGAUUUAAUACAAACAUUAAAAAUGUCAAAAUUUAGUAUUUUAACAGAUGAAUCCACAGACAUAUCGUGUCAAAAGACUGCAUGUAUUGUAGUAAGAUAUUAUGACCAAGGGUGCUCUAGAAUUAGAAGUAGUUUUUGGGAGCUAAUUCAAUUGUUUGGUGAUAGUGCAGAUCAAGGUACUGUCGAUACGAGCGUAACAGGUGAACGUUUAUAUAACGUAAUUGUCAAUUCAUUUGAAAAACACAACAUACCUUUAAGUAAUGUGGUUGGUUUUGCUUCUGAUGGCUGUAAUGUUAUGAUGGGUAAAAAUAAUAGUGUUGCCUCAAGGUUUAUAGACAAUUUUCCAGGAAUUGUCAUCGUUAAAUGUAUUUGCCAUUCAGCGCAUCUUUGUGAUAGUGAAGCAUGUAAACAAUUACCACGCCAUUGUGAAGACCUGAGUAGAAAUAUAUAUAAUCAUUUCAAAUAUAGCUCCAAACGACAACAUGACUUUAGGCAGUUCCAAUCAUUUUUAAAUUUAGAAAUUCACAAAUUGUUACAUCCAUCACAAACCAGGUGGCUUAGUUUAAAUGAGGUAGUUGGUAGAAUAAUAGAACAGUGGGAUGCUCUUAAACUAUAUUUCACAAAUACUUGGUUGUCUGAUAGACUUGUUGCCACAGAACAAAUAUUUAAUGCUUUAAACGAUCCAUUUAUGAAACUUUAUUACUUAUUUUUAUUAUGGAUAUUACCUAAAUUUACAGAAUUUAAUAAAUAUUUUCAAUCAGCAAGAGUUGUAAUUACCGAAUUACAUACUAAAAUAGUCUCUUUAUAUUGUGACAUAUUAAUGUGCUACAUGGAUCGUGUUUAUGUUCAAACAACUCCUGUAGAAAGCAUAAAUCCCAAUGAUAGCUCUAAGUUUAUUUCUGUAAAUAAUAUGUACUUAGGUGUAAAUGUUUUAAACCAUUUAAAUGAUACAGACGUCAAAAGUAGUCCACAGCUGGAGCAAGAUUUUCGUCUACGCUGUAGACAAUUUUUGAUUACUGCUUGUGAGCAAAUUAAAAAAAGAUUUGAUUUCAGAGAUGGAAUUUUAAAAUUUCUCACUGCAUUAUCGCCCGAAAAUGCAUUAUCAAAUAGUUUUAGAAGUCACUAUCCUAGCUUGCAACCGUUGUAUGCAGUUAGUAAGAGAUUUUUACCAAAUAAUGUAAAUAUGAUUCAAGCAAUAGAUGACGAAUGGCGUAAAUUACCAAUGUUAACAGAUGAUGGUAUAAGGAAGGAACAGAUAAUUGAUACAUUUUGGGGAAAACUUGCAUCAUACAAAAAUGUGUUGGGCGAAUAUGAAUACAGAAAUUUGGCGUUAUUUGCUAUAUCAUUAUUAUGUAUACCUCAUGCUAAUGCUGAUUGUGAAAGAAUUUUCAGUAAAGUGAACUUAAUUAAAACUAAACCCAGGAAUAAGUUGGCAACAAGAACUGUCAAUGGUGCUCUAUUGGCAUCGCAAUGUAUAGCAAACAGUGAAUCAUGUCUAAAAUUUCAACCUACUACCGCUAUGGUAAAGUCAUGUAAUUCCCAAAUGUAUGACCAUAAAAAUUUUAAGGAGGAAGAAAAUUUAGAGGAAGAGGGAGAUGGCGAUUUUAUUUUCUCCAACUAAUUUGUUUAUUUUGCUCAUUAAUAAACUUUAAUCUUUGUG